This is a messenger RNA of Megalops cyprinoides (Indo-Pacific tarpon), 3342 nucleotides long. It is a transcript of the gene impg2a, whose product is annotated as interphotoreceptor matrix proteoglycan 2a. The record is from RefSeq and is a predicted model, not a curated record. Bases 1 to 3342 code for a protein of 1113 amino acids. Gene Ontology annotation, molecular function: heparin binding; hyaluronic acid binding. Gene Ontology annotation, biological process: visual perception. NCBI's taxonomy places the organism in Eukaryota, Metazoa, Chordata, Actinopteri, Elopiformes, Megalopidae. The transcript has 16 exons.
AUGGCUGUGAUGGUGGCUGCUGAGAGGCCGCAUGCUGCCAUUGGUUCCGCGGAGUUGGCUCGUAAGGAGCUCACUGCGUCUUUUAAUGGCUUAGGCCCAGCUGGCGAGGUGUCACGCGAUGUGCUGCAGGUGUUCACGUCGUCCUGGGAUCAGGAAGACAUUAACACCACAGUGAUGCAGCCCAUGAGAGGCGUGAUGUCGCGGAGGAAGCGCAACGUGUUGUUUCCCAGUGGAGUCAAACUUUGUGCGCAAGAAACGGCAGAGCAAGCGAUUGCAAAUCACCUGGAUUACUUCCACCUCAGAGUGUGCCAGGAGACCGUGUGGGAGGCCUUCAAGAUCUUCUGGGAUCGCCUGCCAGAGGGGGAUGAGUAUCAGCUGUGGAUGUCCAUGUGCCGGCAGGGCACAGCAACAGUCCUCGAUAUUGGCACUAAUUUCAGCAAGUCAGAGGAGCACCUGACCCUGGUGCAAAAUGUCACUCUGCAAGCUGCAGCAGACACCACAGCUGAUGACAAGAUGGAGGACGACAUGGUGAGGAAUGAGAUCCAGGUGGACAUCCCGAGGCCAGCCGGGCCACUGAGGGAGCAGGUGGUGGAGCUGAGCAUCCAGCUGAGGGGUGAGAGCUACAGCGAUACCCUGAAGGAUCCCUCCAGCUUCGAUUACCAGCGCCUGGCCAAGCAGUUCACUGAAAAGGUUGAAGAUGCAUUUGAAAGACUGCCGGGUUUUAAAAGUGCUACGGUUCUUGAAUUCAGGGGUAACAAUGUUGUGGUCCACUAUGCUGUGACUGUUGAGGUUGAUGGGGGAAUCAGCAAGGAGACCAUGGACUACAUCAAUCUGCAGUCCAACAUGGUGGGCAAUUCAUACCCCGAGCUGGAUGAGCGCCCCACUGUGGUCUACACCAUCACAGACUUCCGCAACUACAUCACAGAGGCCCUGCAUAAAGAGAACUUCCUUGGCAACACCACACUGGCUGUGGACCCAGACUCUUUGCAGCUGGAGAAUGUUGAGACUUUGCUGUCUCCAGAAGCCUCCAAACCCACAGGCACACCAGGAGAUGACAGCAUGGACAAUGUUCUUGCAGCAGAGAAACCAAACCUGCCUGAACAGGAGCUGGCUGACGAUGACAUCUUCAACAGCGGCUUCAGCAAGGAUGACUUCCUGUUUGACCCCUUCCGCCCCGAUGACCCCUGGGUGGGGUCACAGAGUGUGCUGGCUGGCGAGAAUGACGUCAUCAUCCUGGACGAAAGCCCAACUCUGCCUCCUCCUGAGCUUCCUGUGAGGACCUUUGACACGGAGCUCAAGGCCACCCCGAAAUCAGACUAUAUCACUCCUGUGCCCAGUGCUGAUGUUUUGGUUGUGGAUGGUCCCCUGUUCAAGGACUACUUUGAUUCCACACUACAAUCAGAGGACAAGAUAGAGGGGGAAGACCCUAAUUCACUUGCUGACUAUCGAGAAGCUGAACCGUCCAUUAUCACUGUCUUUCACGAUGAUAUCACAACCAAUGCUGCCAUCUCGGAGACACCAACAGCCCCAGUCAGCAUUACCUCUUUGCCUGUUGCACCUGAACACCUGGACAUGAGCUUGUAUCUGGAGCCCGAUGCUGGGCAGGCUGUCACAGCAGCUCCCCCAUACCUGGAUAUGGAGGCAAAGGAGUCCGCUAUAAAUGUAGAUUCACCAGUCAUUAACCCUUUUGAGGAUGGCCCUCUGUACCUGGAGCCCACUGAGGAAGAUGAGGGAGGGGUCCAGAUUUUGGAGGAAGAGGAAGUGGUAGAGCCCUUGGCAACAGAAGCCCCAGCUAUCAAGAUCUCAGAAGAGGAUCUAGCUGAGGAUGAGGUCAUUGUGGUCACCGUGAUGACGGGGAGGCCACUGGAGGCCGAGACCCUAGGCACCGCCGCCCCUACACUGCUCUCUCCCGAGAGGGAAUCACCUUUCACUCGAGUCUCUGACUUUGUGCCUGAAGAUGACAUCCCCCUGCAUCCCCCAUCCUCCUCAGAAGACACAACAGCCUUCGCCUUUCCUGGUGAUGCCUCUUAUGCUGCAACAGAACCCUUGUCACCCAAGGAAGUGCCUGGGGCAUCUCCACCAUCAGACGAUUUGCAUCUGACCCCUGUCCUUACUGCCACACCUCCAUUUUAUCAUCCGACUUUCAGACCCACGGAGGACCUGCAAGGUGCCGUCACAGACUCAGACCAGUCCUUCGACGUGUUCCACUAUGGUGGGCCAGGCCUCACAGGGGGGGCGGGCAGCAGUGGGUAUCCUUCGGGCAUUGCCCACGGGACUGACCUGGCCAGUAUUGCCAAGCCAAACAACGGAUCUUUGCCUGGGAGGGCGCUCAUGGUGUUCUUCAAGCUUAGAGUCACCAACAUGAUGUUCUCCGAGGACCUUUUCAACAAGAGCUCACCUGAGUACAAAGCUCUGGAGCAGAGAUUUCUGGAAUUGCUCGUACCUUACCUGCAGUCCAAUCUCAGCAACUUUGAGAACCUGGAGAUCCUGAACUUCAGGAACGGCAGCAUCGUAGUGAACAGCAGGAUGAAAUUUGGAAAGCCCGUUCCCCAUGGCGUCACCAGUGCGGUGUAUCUCAUCUUGGAAGACUUCUGCAACACGGCCUACCAGACCAUGAACCUUGCCAUUGACAAGUACUCUUUGGAUGUGGAGUCAGGGGAACAGGCGGACCCCUGCAAGUUCCAAGCCUGUAACGAGUUCUCGGAGUGCUCAGUGAACCGCUGGUCGGGUGAGGCAGAGUGCGUGUGUAACGCUGGCUACUUCAGCGUGGACGGCCUGCCCUGCCAGAGCAUCUGUGAGCUGCGGCAGGACUUCUGCAUGAAUGAUGGGAAGUGCGACAUCAUACCCGGCAAGGGGGCCAUCUGCAGGUGUCGGGUCGGGGAAAACUGGUGGUACCGUGGAGAGCACUGUGAGGAGUACGUGUCAGAGCCGCUGGUGGUGGGCAUCGCCAUCGCCUCAGUGGUCGGCUUCCUGCUCGUGGCCUCUGGUGUCAUCUUCUUUCUGGCCAGGACUCUGCGUGACCAGUAUGACAAGGACGAGACCGAGGAUCCCAUUCGCCGUGGGGACAGCAUGCCGUCCAUGGAGAGGGCCACCAAGUACAACCCCAUGUACGAGAGUGACAUCACCACAGGGUACAGCCACUACUACAGGCGCUACCCGGAGCUGCCCUGCCACAGCAGCACCAGCGCCGAGGCCUCCACCGACUUCAGCAGCGAGGAGAUCCGCCACAUCUACGAGAACAGCGAGCUCACCAAGGAGGAAAUUGAAGAUCGGUUACGGAUCAUCGAGCUGUACGCCAAGGACCGGCAGUUUGCAGACUUCAUGAGGCAGCACCAAGCGUGA